GAAAAUUGGUUGAAAGCUGUGAAAGAGAUGAUUAGGGAAGCACAAGUUGUUGAAAACAAAGUCAGUAACGGGAGAUAUCUCUGUCGUGCUUGCAACGGGAAGCUGGUUGAUGAAAAGACUCGAGAAAUGAAGAAAUUUCUUGAUAACGCUCCUAAUGCCUCUGAAGGUCUUGCCAUGGAUGGUCCAAGUGCUGGGUUGCCACUGCCAACAUCAGAACUAGUUGGAGAAGAAGCUGUCAGAAAUGAGAUUUGGGCAUGUUUGAUGCUGGAGGAGGUGAGCAAGAUUGGGGUUUGGGGGAUGGGCGGUGUGGGUAAAACCACUAUCAUGAAGCACAUCCACAAUGAUCUUUUGAAAGAACAAAGAUUCGAAAGGGUAAUCUGGGUUACCAUAUCAAAGGAGUUCAAUGUAAUGAAGGUACAAGAUAACAUUGCAAGUGCGUUGGAGGCGAAGGAAUAUUUAGACAAAGAAGAGGACAAGCUCAGACGAGCAGCAAUCUUGUCAGAAAUGCUGAAGAACGCAGGAAAGAAUGUUCUAAUCCUAGAUGAUGUGUGGGAUAAAGUCUCCCUAGAGGAAGUUGGGAUCCCUGAGCCGAGUGGUGGCAAUGGCUGCAAGUUGGUAUUGACAACCCGUUCGGAGCAUGUCUGUAAGUAUAUGGGUUGUAAGGUGAUAAAAGUGAGGCCCCUUUCAGAAGAAGAGACAUUGAUACUAUUCUUGAAUAAAGUUGGACCUAACAUAGUUCAAAGUCCAACUAUAAUGCCAACUCUGAAGCUUGUUGUCAAGGAAUGUGCGGGUCUACCUCUUACAAUUAUCGUGGUAGCUGGUACCAUGAAAGGAGAAUAUAACCCUCGUAUUUGGAAAAAUGCACUCAAAGAUUUGAAAGAGAGAAUAGGGAAAGUGGAAGGAGUGGAAGCUGAGGUAAUCGAGCGCUUGAAAUUUAGUUUCGAUCACUUGAAAGAUGAGAAAGUAAAAGAUUGUUUCUUGUAUUGUGCACUAUAUCCUGAAGAUUAUGAAAUUCAUAAGGUUGAACUAAUCGAGUGUUGGAUUGUUGAGAUAUUCAUAGACGAGAUGGACACAAGACAAGAAAUGGAAGAUAAAGGCCUUACUAUUUUGAAAAGGUUGGAAGAUAACUGCUUGUUGGAAAAUAUUACCACUCAAUUUGGUUUACAUGGUAUAAAGAUGCAUGAUGCAGUGAGAGAUGGCAUUGUCGAUCACAAGAAUGAAUCCUCGAUAUAUGAUACAAGCAGGUUUGCAAUUAGAAGAGUUACCAGAAAAGGAGCAAUGGAGUCCGGAUAUUGAGAAAGUGUCACUUAUGUAUAACUCCAUAUCAGAAAUUUCCAUAGAUGUGCUACCCACAAAAUGCCAACUGCUCACAACCUUGUUAUUGCAGAACAACCCUAUAAAGAAGAUCCCAUAUUCUUUCUUCACAAACAUGCCUUGUCUUAGUGUUCUCAAUUUGUCCUUCACAAAGAUCGAGAGUUUACCAAAUUCCAUCUCUGAACUAAAGAACCUCACAACAUUGUUACUUCAUAGCUGUCGAGAAUUAAGAGAUCUGCCUUGUCUUUCGAGGCUUCAAGAAUUGAAGGAGUUGGAUCUUCGUUGGACUGAAAUUGAGGAAGUCCCUGAAGGCAUAGAUAUGCUGAUAAAGCUAAGAUAUCUUGAUCUUGAAGUGUUCACUCUGAAAGAGAUACCCGCUGGACUUUUACCAAAACUCGUUCACCUUCAGCACUUGAGUUUUGCUGGGAACAAUGAAAAAAUAAGUCUAAAAGCAGAGGAGUUGGAACCAUUGAAGAAGUUGGAGCUCUUUACUGGGUGUUUCGAAGACAUCAGUGAAUUUACUAAGUUCAUCUCCUCAAUGCAACAAAGUAAGAAAAGUCUCAUCAAGUACCAUUUACGGGUGGGCUCAUAUUUAAUUCCUGCGUGGAGGACUCCUGAAAUAGAUAAAAAAGUGGCAAUUGGAGGAAUCGACAAUUGGGAAGGUGAGUUAAUUAUGCACCCAAUUGAAAUUCAAGAGUUGCAUAUUACUGAGUGCGACUAUUUGAGAAGCUUAGUUGAUGACAAUUCUUCCUUCAAAAAUGCGAUUGACUUGAGGGUUUGUAGGAUUUGGGGGUGUACAGGGAUUGAGUGUGUUGUUUCCCUGUCCUCUUGUUCCUCUUCUUCCGCUCAUCCAUUUCAGAGCCUUGAGGUGUUGGAUCUUCAAUUUCUGCCAAUGUUGAGUGCCUUUAUUAUGAAAGAUGAAGGAAUUGGUUCAGCAACAACAUCAUUGGCUCCGUCUGCCACCUUUUCCCAUCUUAAGGAAAUUACGAUAUACAGCUGCUCAAGUAUGAAGACGUUGCUUCCACAUUGGUUGCUUGCAAACCUCCAAAACCUGGAAGAGAUACAUGUGGGUGCUUGUAGUCAGCUAGUAGAAAUAUUGGGAGCAGCAACAUCAGAAGUUGAAGAAAAGGGGUGAUACGUUAAUCAAAUUCCAUCUUCCCAAAUUGAGAGAAUUGAGACUAAGUAAGUUACCAAAUUUGAAGAGCAUUUGCAGCAAAAGUGGAGUGAUGGUUUGCGAUUCUCUCCAACUUAUCCAAGUUGUUGUUGAGUGUGAUAAACUGAAGAGAAUUCCUCCAUUUGUUCCCCUUGUUGGCACUGGGCAGCCAUUUGCAUAUGCUCCACCUUCUCUUACCAUCAGGUCAAGCACAGAAUGGUGGGAAUGGUUGGAGUGGGAUGACCAUCCAAACUUUAAAAAUGUUCUUCGCUUCAACCCCUUUGGAAACUUUUAAGGUAUCAACCAUUUAUAGUUUA
Molecule: messenger RNA, 2784 nt
Organism: Gossypium raimondii (Peruvian cotton)
Lineage: Eukaryota; Viridiplantae; Streptophyta; Magnoliopsida; Malvales; Malvaceae
Product: probable disease resistance protein At1g61300
Exons: 1
Coding region: 28-1296 (422 amino acids)
Molecular function (GO): ADP binding
Source: RefSeq, a predicted model, not a curated record